This is a messenger RNA of Plasmodium falciparum 3D7, 4800 nucleotides long. RefSeq names its product putative GRAM domain-containing protein. The record is from RefSeq and is a predicted model, not a curated record. Lineage: Eukaryota; Apicomplexa; Aconoidasida; Haemosporida; Plasmodiidae.
AUGAUUAUUGUUAAUGAGAUUCGGCAUAUUAAAAACAUCACCUUCCUAAUGGACUUCUAUGUCGUAAAAAUAAAUAAUUUCAUAAAAGUUAUUCAACACUUGUUGUUUCUGGAAAAACAGAGAGACAAAUAUGUAUAUUAUAUAACAAGAACAAAUAAAAAUAAGAAUAAGAAUAAGAAAGUAAAAAAUGUAAAUACUACUACUAAUAGUAAUGAAAAAAAUAAUGAAAAAAAUGACAAAAAUAAUGAAAAUAAUGACAAAAAUAAUGAUAAUGUUACAGAUGAUCAUUGUGGUCAUCACGAGUGUGAUGAUCUUGAGGGAAGACAUAAAAUACAACAAAUUCUAUACAACAUUAAAAAUAUGAAAAAAAAAAGAAUCAAAAAAAAUGUACUCCUAGAUUUUUAUACACAAAUUCUUACAAUCCACAGAAGAGAUCAACCUAAUUUAAUAAAUUAUUAUGUAACGCUUAUUAACAAAUUAAAAACUUUUAAAUACAAUAUACAAUUAAAAAAAAUAUUUAUACAAAAUGUAAUAAAAGAAAUAAAUAAAGAAUAUAAUUCCUUUCUAAUAGAUUUACAUUACAUGUACUUUAAAGUAAAAAAAGAGGUUUCUAAUAUUAAUAAUUAUGAUAAUAAUAAUGAAGGUCAUGAAAUACCUUCUAUUGCUUUUAAUACUUCACACAACAAACACAUAUAUGUGUAUAAAUCCAUAGGGCAUGUUUAUAAAAAUAUUUUAAAAACAUUAAAAUUAAGAUUAGAAGUCUUCUUAAAUUAUAUAUACAAUCUUUGUAAUAAUAUUUAUAAAAAGAUAAAUAUUUAUAUGGCCAAUGUAUUUUCCAUGUUCAUAGAUACACAGGAGGGAUUAUUCAGCUUAAUGAGUAAAAGGAAGGAAUAUUUAAAGGAGAUCAUAAAGAUUAUAAGUGCCCAGGACAACAGUGAGCAUGUGAAAAACAGAAUAUCGUGCGAUACACUAUUGAAUACAUUUAAUAAUAAUGAUAUUGAAGAAGAUGGUUUUGAAAAAUAUAAUCUUAAAAAUAAUCAGAAUAUGAAUAAUGAUGAGUAUACGAAUCAUUAUAUGUCACAGAAAAAAUAUACAUUUACUAAAUUAAACUAUAUAACAAGCUUUUAUGAAAAUAAUUAUUACGGACACGAAAAUAAUAAUGUAAGGAGAGAUUCAAACUAUUUUCAGAACGAACAAGAGAAUAUUAAUGAGAGCGGUCAUAUAAAUAAUGUGGAAGAUAAUAUAAAUGGAAAGAAGAAAGAACAGGAAGAUCAAAAUAAAGAUAAUAAUAAUGAAAACAAUAAUAAUGAUAAUGAAAACAAUAAUAAUGAUAAUGAAAACAAUAAUAAUGAUAAUAAUAAUGAUAAUAAUGAUAAUAAUGUAGUAAAACCACGGAUGAAGAAGGAGGUUAUAACCAUAAAAAAUAUUAUUAUGUUUUUUAAAAGAUUUAAAGGAUAUUUUAAAUUAUGCAGGAAAAAUAUGUAUGAACUGUCUCCUUCCCUUAUGAUAAAAGAGGGAGAAGUACUACAUGAACUUGUUGUCCGUUUAUUAAAUCAUUAUACCAGUAUAAUAAAUAUAAACAAAUUUUUUUAUAAAUCCUUUAAGAAAAAUAUUUAUAAUUUUAAUCUCCCUGUACAAGAAAACAAAAUGAUAUAUAUACUUAAGGAGAUAUAUUUAUUAUUACAUUUCCAUAUAACUCACAUAUGGAUAACUAUAAAAGAACAUACAGAAGAAUUAAAAAAUAUAAAAAAUAAAAUAACACAAGAAAAUAAUUUCUUCGAUAUAUUUAUAUCAUAUGUAAUUAAAAAUUUAGGCACGGGAGAUAUGACCCCCGAAUUAUUUGAGAAAAUUAAAAAUGUAGAAAAGAAAAUAACAAAUGGAAAAGAAUCGAGCAGAUCAAUUUCCUUAUAUAAGUGGAGAAGUUUGAUUAAAAUAAAUACCGAGAUAGAUUUGAAACAUGGAGGGGAAGUAUCUAUAUUACAGAUCUUGUCAUUUCCAUAUGACGAAUUUUUCAACGAACUUAUUGAAGAAAAUUAUAAUGAAGAAAAUAUAUUUAAAAAGUCAUCUUUGGAGAUGUACAAAAUAUAUUCCAAGUAUUGUUAUUCUACUAAUCGAAAAGAAGUGAAAGAAUGUGUGGGUGUGCACUUGAAUAGGACGUGCUUAUACCAGGAAAAUAAUUUUAUUCACAAAGUUCUACAAUUUUUACAAGCCAAAAAAUGUAGCCAUAUUUGUAUGCUCAGCAUUGAACAAAAUAACAUUCUCACAAGCUCAAAUAUUCUCGUCAACAUUUUUAACAAGAAAAAUGAAAGAGAUAAACAAUUUGCUUUUAAUUUAAUUGUUCAUUAUUUUAUAAGGGAAAAAGGAAAGGAUACUUGUGAGAUACAUGAUACUGAUAAAAAUAUUACACAAACAAAAAAUCAACACAUGCAUGAUCAGGUAAGUUAUGAUAACUCUGCCAUUCCUAUUCUUGACAUACAAAAAAUCAUAAGUGAAAAAAAUGAAAGUGAGGAUGAAAUCAAAAGUAUGCAUAGUCUUCUUAAUGAUGAUAAAACAAAAAAUAUGGAUGAUAAUCAGGAACACAAAGAAAAUAGUAUUUUAUUUAAAGAUGAUAUAAGUAAUCAAGAAAUCAAACUCUCGGAUGAAGAAUCCACGUUUGAAGACAUGAACAUUGAAGUUUUAAAUAUGAUCAAAAAGAUAUAUGAAGAAAGGGAAAAAAAAAAACUUGAACGUAAAAGGAAAAGAGAAAAAAAAAGAAAAAAAAAAAAAAAAGAAAAAAAAAAAACAGAGGCAACUUUGCAAAAUUUACAAGAUAUACAUAAUAAACAAAAUGUACAUAAUGUACAAGAUAUACAUAAUAAACAAAAUACACAUAAUGUACAAGAUAUACAUAAUAAACAAAAUAUACAUAAUGUACAAGAUAUACAUAAUAAACAAAAUACACCUAGUGUACAAGAUACACAUAAUAAUGAUAGCAAGUCAAUUAUGUCACCUGAUUUUAAUAAUGACACAAAUAAGAAAAGAGAAACACACAUUAAUAAUAAUAUCCCUAAUCCUAAUGAUGGACGUAAUGAGGAUAAGACUACUAUUUUAGAUGAGAAAAGAAAAUUAGAAGAAUCACAAAAUGAAGAAAAGAAUAAAUGUCCGAUUCUAGAAAUAGAUGAUCAUAUAUUUGAAAUAAACGAUAAAGAUCAUUUGAAUUAUAUAAUGCGUAGUUCUAUGAAUACUUUUAAUUGUGCUUUAUCAAAAAAAAUAUUAAUACAAGGGAAAAUAUUUAUUACAAUGGAUGGUAUUUAUUUUAUAUCUCUUUUUAAUUCCCUUUUUUCAAAAAAUACAAUAUUAAAAAUAAAAUAUGUAGAUAUUGUAUCUGUUGAAAAAUUAACAAUUCUUCAUUUUUUAGCGAACUCAAUAAAAAUUAUAACAAAAUAUAAAUCUUUUGUAUUUACAUCAUUUGUACAUCGUAAUCAUUGUUAUAAUUUAAUUAUGGAUAUGAUAUAUGAAAAUAAUAAUACUCAUAUCAUUCCUAAAAAAGGAACGGUUAUAAUUGACAGGUAUCAUGAAUAUGAUACCGAUGAAAAAAAUGAUCUUAGCGAUGAAGUGGAUAAUACAAAUGACAUUAAUUAUCAUAUAAAAGAAGGUAUCCAUACUAAUGAUAAGAUAUAUAAAGGUGACAUAAUUAAUGAUUAUAAAAAUAAUCAUAUUAUAGACCAUUAUUUGAAAGAUAAUGAAAUGCUCACGGACUCUUCAAAAAUUAAAAAUGAUUUUCCUACAAAUAUAGAAAACAAUAAAACUAAAAACAAUAUAACAAAUGGAAAGUGUCCGAUAUUGCAUGUAUCUAAUUACACAAAGGACAACAAUCUAAUUUAUGUUGAAACCAUAAACAAACACUUACCUUUAAAUAUUGAUACAGAAGAAAAUGAAAUACUAAAAAAUAACAAUUUUAUAAAUUGUACAAAUUAUAUUGAUAGUUUAUUUAUUAAUCGAAAUUUUAAAGAUAUUUUUCUAGAUAUUUAUUCGAAUUUACAAAAUCAAUAUAAUCCAUUAUUAAAAAGUGUACUCGACAAAAAACCAUUAAAUUUAUCAUAUGAACAUAUCAAAGAUAUAAAAGACCUUAUGUAUAAUAAAACAUUUUUAACAUACACAACGGAAUAUAAUAUUUUAUUAUUUAAUAAUGAAACCAAAUUAAUAGGUUUACCUGAUAGAUCGAAUGUCAAAGAAAUUUUUAUGUUUUUUUUUUUUAAAAAUAAUAUUAUUAUUCAAAAAAUUAUCACACUUUUAAGUAAUAUACCUUUAGCUGGUUCAUUCAAUACAAUCGUUACAUUAAAUAUACAUAAUGUUAUGAACCAAAAUACAAAUAAUUAUUAUACACAAAUCGAUUUCUCAUAUGAUAUCGAAUUUGUUAAAAGUACAUUCUUUAAAAAUCAUAUUAAAAAUAAUGCUUUGCCCAGAUUGGAAAAAUCAAUUAAAGAUUUGAAGGAUUAUACAAAAGAAGCUAUUUUACAAAUAUAUCAAAAUUAUGAUAACCAAACAAUAAAUAAUAAUCAUGUAAAUCCUCACCAACAAAAUAAUAUGAACCAAAAAAAUAAAAGUCAAAAAUAUCAAUCUUUUACAUUCAAAAACAAUAUACAUAUCGCCAAGACCGACCUUCAGCAUAUGACUAUAAAUGAACUUCGGGAAUAUUUUAAGCAUGAUUUUAAAUCUGUGGAUCACUUAUCAUCAUAUACUCCACUCAUGUACUUUUUAAUAGUAUCCAUUACGGCAUUUGUAAUUUACAAAUUACUUGAUGUAAAAUAUCAUUUUUGA